AUGUCAAUUGCCUUCAUAUUUGUCCGAUAUCCAGAAGGAAAAAAUAUUUCAGAAAUUGCAGUUCUAUCUCUCUUUGGUUCCAGGAAUGUUGAACAAGAGCUUGAUCGUAUCAGCAACCUCCCAGAGCCAAUUAGAUGUCUAAUCAUCUCAAGGCUUCCAAUUGAAGAACUUGCUUGUAGGGAACUUUUUUAUCAAGCCAAGAGAAAGAGGCGAAGCCAUUGUGCACAAUACUUUGUGGCGUGUUCUGAGCAGAGUAUCAAUCAGCUUCAUGAUGCAGCUAGAUUAGUUAAUACUAUCCUCAAUGCUCACUCUGCCGCUCUCACUAGUUGCAGGAUUAAUCAAUUUCCAAUAGGUUUUCAAGAGCCAGUAGAAUCUGUUGAAUAUCUUACCCAAAUAAAAGGAGUUCAAGAACUGUAUCUUACUGGCCGACCUUUGAUAAGAAUUGGUGGUGAAAAGCUAAAGCCACGCCCCUUUCCCUCAUGGGGAAAGACCCUUCAAGUUCUUGAACUUAGCAAAUACACCAUCAAGGAUGCAUCAAUUUUCAUAGGAUGUGACAGUUUGCAUACAUUGAGGCUGAAGAUUGUUAAAUUAGACAAUAAAAGUAUGGAUGAAAUACUGACUUACUGUGAAGCCCUUAAAGAAUUUAUUCUAAGUUCUUGCACUGGGGUUGAAAAUCUCAUGAUAUCUAAUAAAAACCUCAAAAUCUUGGAGCUCCAUAAUAUUUCCUUUAGUCUAAUUAACAUAUAUGCUGAGAGUCUAGCUGUGCUUGUGCUUGACAACAUUCAGUGUCCAGCUAGUUGUCUCAUCAUUGAAGCACCUGCGGUGGUGAAAUUGGAAGCUUUCCAUGUACGGAAAAAACAAGCGAUUGAUUCUCUCAAUCAUGAAGAUUGUUUCGAAAUGGAGGAUAUUCUGUCCCGUUGCUGCGGAAUCUUGGGGUCCUGUAAUGAUGCUGGGCGUCCUAUAUCCACUCAGACUCUCUACAUAAGUCCAUUCAAGAAAUUGCUGAUGUUAUCAUUAAAUUUGGACCUAAACAAUAUCAAGGAGGCGAUAAUACUGUCUUACUUUUUCAAAGAGUGCUCUGGCCUAAAAACUCUACAUAUAUGUAUUCCUGCCGACAGCACAGAUAACUCGAACCAAGCUUCGGGAAACCAACUCUCAUAUCCUGAGUAUUUGCUCUGGGAUGAAAAGGAGAUAUUUGAAAGCAUAGAAUAUAAUUUAAGUACGGUGCACAUUACACAAUUUAGAGGAACGGAGCUUGAAAUAGGAUUUGCGAAGUAUAUAAUCACUAGAGCUCCAAAGAUGAAAACGAUCAUCAUCGAUUGUCAGGAUAGCUGCACAACUGAUGUGCUGAGCUUGAAGAAGCUACCUAAGGCAUCUGUGCAUUUGUCUGUUCGGAUCAUCCCAGAGUAUCAAGUGUCUAGAAAGAGAAUUUGCUUGUAG
Messenger RNA from Fraxinus pennsylvanica, 1440 nucleotides. Lineage: Eukaryota; Viridiplantae; Streptophyta; Magnoliopsida; Lamiales; Oleaceae. The record is from the annotation of a GenBank genome assembly.